Molecule: messenger RNA, 2258 nt
Organism: Myripristis murdjan (pinecone soldierfish)
Lineage: Eukaryota; Metazoa; Chordata; Actinopteri; Holocentriformes; Holocentridae
Gene: pmelb
Product: premelanosome protein b
Exons: 12
Coding region: 42-1943 (633 amino acids)
Biological process (GO): melanosome organization
Cellular component (GO): melanosome; plasma membrane
Source: RefSeq, a predicted model, not a curated record
UGCUCAGAAAAGGGAUAUUUCAUAGACAAGGUGUGCUGACAAUGCGGACGGCUCUGGUACUGUUGGUGCUGCUGUCAGUGGCUUCAUACGCUGUGGCAAAGGCCAAAAACCGCUUCACUCGAUAUCCAUCAUGGAAUACUAAGAUGUACCCUGUCUGGAAAGAUGGAGACCCACGGUACAAAGACUCCUGGAAGGGUGGAAGGGUGUCUUUUAAUGUUGGGAAUGAUGCACCAACUCUAACUGGAGCCAAGGUUACCUUCACCAUUGACCUGGAGUUUCCACACAACCAGAAGGUGCAACCAAAUGGAGAGGUUGUUUGGGCUGAGGACUGCAUAGGCAAUGGAACUAAAUACCGUGAAUCUGAGCCAGUAUACCCAACACAGAGCACAGAAUGGGAAGGCGUUUUCCCCGACGGGACUCCCUUCAAGAAGGACAAAAAGCCUAGUUAUGUGUUUGUCUGGAAGACAUGGGGUCAGUACUGGCAGGUAUCAGAUGGCCCCUCCUCCUCCCUGACCAUCGGGACAGAUGAUGUCCCCCUGGGCUCCUACACCAUGGACAUUGUCAUCUACCACUACCGCAGCAAGGAGAAGUUCAUUCCUCUGGGAUAUGCUUCCACUCAGUUCUCCAUCACUGAUCAAAUUCCCUUCGCUGUCUCUUUGGACCAAGUGAAUGACAUUGUGGCAGGGGACAUGCGCUUCAUCCAGAACCGGGCAAUCGCCUUCACCAUCACCCUCCACGACCCCAGUGAGUAUCUCAGCAACGCAGACAUCACCUUCAACUGGGACUUUGGUGAUGAAAGUGGAGCGCUCAUAUCCAGAGAGCUGACUGUCACCCACACCUACAUUAACUCGGGUUCCUACAAGCCCCAGGUGGUCAUUCAGGCAGUCAUCCCUGAUAAGGCCUGUGACCCCCCAGUUGGUAUCCCUACUCAUCCCCCACCUGCUGGAUCAGGCACUACAGCAGUGAAGGCACCUGCACUGGUGUCUGCUGUGCCAUUGCUGGUGUCCACCAAGGCAACUGGUCUAAAUGUGAACAUUGGCCCAUCUGACACAGAAGAGGACAACACUGAAGAAGAAGCCUCCACUGCCUCAACUGCACAACCAGCCCAGGAAACUGCUGCUGUGGACAAGACUCCCUCCCCCAUCAACCCUGACAAGGCAGCUGACUCAGCCACAGCAACCUCCAUGAUACCUACGGCUGUGACCCAGAGGACAAAGGAUGACGCAGUGACUGGGCUUGCUGCAGGUGCCAAGGGGACAGUGACACUGACAGGCCAAGCCACAGUGGUUGUAUUUGCUAAGAGAGAUGCUGAUGAUAAACCCUCAGAUGAUGAUUGCGUGAUAUACCGUUAUGGCUCAUUCUGCACUGGCAUUGAAGUAGUUGAGGGUAUUGAGAAAGUUGAGAUAGUGCAAAUGGAAAAUGCUGUGAUGACAACACCCGAAGCUGAGAAAAAUGUGUUGGAUCUCACUGUAACCUGCCAGGGAAGCUUUCCAAAAGAGGUGUGCAGUGUGAUCCUGGAUGCAGAGUGCUUGAAGCCAAUUCACACAGUGUGCAACAUGGUGGAGCCAUCUAAGGAGUGUCAGCUCAUGUUGCGUCACUUUUUCAAUGACUCCGGUGUUUACUGCAUCAAUGUGUCCAUGGCUAAUGAUGUCAGCUUAGCUGCCACCAGUGCUAAAGUCAAUGUCAGCAUGGGCUCUGGUCUAUCCUCAUCUGGCACCAUAGCUAUGGUGCUGGGAGUCCUGGUAGUUGCUCUAGCAGUAGGAACAGUAGCAUAUUCUUACAAGCGCUUCAAGUCCUACCAUCCCCUGAAGGAGGAUGUUGUGCCUGCAGGCCCCCAGGUCAGCCAGGCUCACACCUGCUCCAGAGUGGUGAUGUCCUGGAACCCUUUGAACCGACGUGGAGCGGUGGACAACUGCCCGCUGCUGCAGGACAGGCUGGUGUGACUGAGCAGAACACCAAGCCAGCACCGUCUACUACAUACACAACCAGGCAACAUCUGAUUUGCACAUCAUAGUAACCUGGACUGUCUUUUUAUACAUUUUUAUACAUGUUUUCUACUGCAAAAAUUCAUGAAUGUGUAAGAUUUUGCUUUUCCUAAACUUUAAAUCAAGUGAUAAUUUGCUUAAUAAUAUUUUAGACAAACAUGAUUCUUUUGGUACCCACCUGAAGCAAGUUGGGUGGUAACAGUGUAUGUUUUAACUUGGACCGAACUGAAUUUAAAUGUUUCUUUUUCCAAUAAACCUUGUUCAAAACUGUUA